AUGUCUGACUUUGAAGAUAAUCCCUUUGCUGAGCCUAUUGGAGAUGAGGACUAUGAAGAAGAAGAACAGGUAGAACAUGGAUACAAAACACAAAGCGAACGCAUACCGCCGCCUGCACAAGAUUUUCCUAAUGUUUGCUGUCAAAUCGGUGCAUUAAUUCGCUGUGGAGAGGAAGAAAAUAUUCUUAUAACGAAUGCGCAAAAGACAAACGAAGGAAGUGGAAGUAGUUACAUUACUUAUACAAUCCGGUAUAUGGAUCAAGAAGUAAAACGGCGUUAUUCAGAAUUCGAGUCAUUGCGAAAGAGUCUAACACGAUUAUACCCAACAGUCAUUAUUCCUCCAAUACCAGAGAAACAUUCUAUUACUGACUACGCGACCAUGCAAAGCAAGGCCAAGGAAGAUGUGGUGAUAAUUGAAAAGCGUAAGAGGAUGUUGCUAACAUUUUUAGUUCGGAUUUCAAAACAUCCGCAAUUAUCGAGUAGUCAUGUUUUUCACCGAUUUUUGGAGAGUGGCGUAUCAUGGAAUGAAGUUCUCAAUUCUCCACCAUUGUCGACACUGCCAAAAAAUAUCCUUCAGGUGUCCCCGACUAACCUUCCAUCGAGUAAUCCCUCAUCUCCGGUUUCCACAACAAAUCCCCUUCUACCCACACCCAACCCCUCUCAGUUAUUGAGAAAUCCGGAUCAACGGUUUAUCGACUCUGAAUUGUAUACUAAUAAAUUUGCUAAUCAUAUGAGCCAAAAUUUAGAAAAAACGAACCGAAGAAUAUUAAAAAGAUUGAGUGAUUUAUCCAAUGAUUAUGCUGAAUUGGGUGCAGUUUAUAAUGGGUUUAGUUUAAUUGAAUUUGGUGGUCUAGCUCAUUCAAUUGAGAAGGUUGGCCAGGCAGUUGAUUCUUCCUUUAUGACUACCAGAAAUUUGAUUACAGCCCUUGAAUCCGAAUUUUCUGAGCCUCUUCAAGAGUACUCGCAAUUCGCUCAGAUGAUUAAACAAGUGCUACGAUAUCGACAUAUGAAGCAUUUACAGUUGGAGCUCACAGAAGAAACUCUUGAAAAGCAAAAAACUGCUCAUGAAACUCUAACAAAAUCAGAGGAAGAGGCCAGAAGAUUAGAAGUUGCUUUAAAUCGAGCAACACUUGAAGAGAAUCACUCUCGUACUAGUUUUGAUAGCGAAGAUGGAAAUUUACAUGAAGUUGGUGAAAAUGGACGUGAAGAUGAUGGUCAUCAUCAUCAGAAUGGCGAAUUAUCAAAUAGUGCUACGCUGAAUCACACUAAAAAACGCAGUGGCUCGAAAUUGUUUUCCGUAUUAAGCCAUACUAUUCACGGUAUAAUGGACGUUGAUCCAGAAGCCACCAGGAGAAGUAGUAUUGGUAAAACAGCGGACUCCAUAAUCCAGCUUGAAGAAGCCUUAGAAACGUCUAGAAAAGAUCUUAAGAAUAUAUCCGGAUCUAUUCAAGAAGAUUUAGAUCGUUUUCAAAGACAAAAAGUACGCGAUAUUCGAGAUAUGCUUCUUGCAUAUGCAAAAAUCCAAAUUAAAUGGUGUCAAAAGAAUUUAACUAGUUGGGAAGAAGCUAAAGCCGAAAUUGGAAAGAUGCAAACGUAA
This is a messenger RNA of Ambispora gerdemannii, 1596 nucleotides long. NCBI's taxonomy places the organism in Eukaryota, Fungi, Glomeromycota, Glomeromycetes, Archaeosporales, Ambisporaceae. The record is from the annotation of a GenBank genome assembly.